Molecule: messenger RNA, 357 nt
Organism: Entamoeba dispar SAW760
Lineage: Eukaryota; Evosea; Mastigamoebida; Endamoebidae
Exons: 1
Coding region: 1-357 (118 amino acids)
Source: RefSeq, a predicted model, not a curated record
AUGCAAUCAAAUUCUGUAAAAGUUGAAAAAUUAAUUGAAUCAACUACAAGUUGGGAUGGAACUUCAUUACCAAGUUAUCCAAGUGGACAGCCAAAAAUUAGUAUUAUGAAAAUUAUUGUCCCACCUCAUACACACUUAGAGAAGCAUCACCACCUUGUUAUUAAUGCAGGUGUUAUUAUUAAAGGAGAAUUAACAGUAAUACUUGAAAAUGGAAAAGAACAAGUAUUUUCUGAAGGAGAGGCCAUUAUUGAAGUUGUUGGUAAAAUCCAUUAUGGAGAAAAUAGAACUAGUGAAGAUGUUAUUUUGUUAAUGGUUUAUGCAGGGAAUGAAACUCUUCCAUUGACCGAACAACAAUAA